This is a messenger RNA of Venturia canescens, 1358 nucleotides long. Its product is annotated as probable ATP-dependent helicase PF08_0048. Lineage: Eukaryota; Metazoa; Arthropoda; Insecta; Hymenoptera; Ichneumonidae. The record is from RefSeq and is a predicted model, not a curated record. Bases 83 to 1000 code for a protein of 305 amino acids. The transcript has 3 exons.
AGAAAGUUCCCGAUCGAAGAAUCGUAUCAAACCACGGAUCGUCAUCUCGUAGUUUCAUUUAUAUCUUCCCAAAGCGAGCAGGAUGAGUACUAUCAAAAUCCUAAUUGUCGUUCUCGUCUCGAUCCUCGAAAUCGAUUCGUCAAACGUUCCGCUGAGUCGUCAAACACUUUUGUGGUCACCUUCGUUGCAUCAUGAAGCGGGAAUAACGAUGUUGCCUGAAGGGAAUUCUUACCUGCCAAAAUAUAAAAAAACGCCGAAAAAAUUUAUUCGUACAAUAAAUCCAACGAACGAUAAUUACUAUCAUAGACGAAAAAAUUACUUCUGGUUAGAUCCACACGAAUACAAAAAAUCGCGAUUCCACAAGAAAUCAAAUUAUUUGAAAAAUUUGAAAAAAAAAUAUCCCAUCGAGAAUUGGAAUUAUCAGAUGGGAGAUACUCGGAAUUCGAACGACGUUUAUUUACCUUCGUCGUAUUUGACGCCACCCAAGAUAGGGAGCGAUAAUCAUCAGUAUUACGAGAAGAAUAAAAAGUUAUCGAAAGAUCGAUCCGAGGAGUCGACUUUUAAUCGUACCACGACGGAUAAACCAAAAAAUCAUCGAUACGGAAAUGAAAAUUUAAUGGGUCAGGACGAUGAUAAUGAUCGGCCCGUUUAUAUCAGAGAUCAUGCUCCAGAGCAACAAGUAGACGCGACUCAUGAUGAAGAAACCAAUGAAAAUAACGUACGGAAUGACGAAAAAUCAAAUGAUUCUUCACAAGGAUCGAAAGACCGAAUAGAAUUUCAUAUACACGGGCACGCAGGUCCAGAAACGUAUAUGUUCGGAUUCGACACUGGAGACGGUGAUAACCGACAGUACAGAAUGGAAGAACGUCACGGAGAUGGCACGAUAACGGGACAUUACGGCUACAUCGAUGCUCGAGGAAAGCUACGAAAGGUCCGAUACAAAGCCAGCCCGACUCACGGUUACGAAGAAAAACAUCACGAAACGCAGGGAUCUUCGUAGUUCAUGAACUCCCGAUGGAAUCACUGAACAAUAUGACAGAAAAUGUAAUAAAGAACAUAUUGACCAUUACUACUAGCUUGAAUGGAACCAACGUUUGUUGAAAAUCAUUGAUUUUUCUUUUUAAAGAGCAUGAAACUUAUGGCAGUACAACUUUACUCUUCCCUUCUAUUUCAUUUCAGUGAUUUACGGUUCGCAAAGAAUCCGAAAAUAUUCAGCGAUCUCCAAGGAGUUACAAACAUUGAAAUUUUUUAAACUGAGAAUCAUCAGCAAUUCAGCCUUUAAAUAUUUUUUAAAUAUUAGAAUGUGCCGGUAUUGUGGAACGUAAUUAUUGAGUAAAAGAAUUUGCGAGCUGACCGGC